GCAAAUGUAAACACUGGCAAACAUGACUGACUGUAUCGCCGUUUCCUACUUAUGAAAUUAUAUGUAAAACAUAAGACAAUGGAGCGUGGAAGAAAAAGGAAACUAUCUCAAGAUGAAAGUGGGUCAUCACUUCAAGGCCGGAGCAGCGCCCCUGGAUCAAGACCCGCAUCUUUAGAAAACAUUCAAUGCAAGAAAGCUCGAACAGAUUCCGAUUCAAAGAGCCCCCAUCUCGGACAUCAGGCAGGGAGAGACGCAGCGCGUCUACCACCGGCAGCAGUACAAGCAGCAGCAGUAGCAGCAACAGCAGCAACAUCGCCAUUCGAACAAAUAGAACCGCCACAGUCACUAUUAAUAGUACUCCAGCCACAAGUAACACUUCAACUGCUAGUAAUAACCGCGUCCCCAGCAAUAAACCAACUACCAGUAAUAAACCAACUAUCAGCAAUAGCCCCACUACCAACAGUAAACUAGCUAUCAGCAAUAGCCCCACUACCAACAGUAAACUAGCUAUCAGCAAUAACCCCACUACCAACAGUAAACCAACCACCAACAACCCCACUACCAGCAAAAUACCUUCUACCAGCAAUAAACCCUCUACGAGCAGCAAACCUUCUCCCAGCAACAAACCUUCUACCAGCAACAAACCUGCCAGCAGUAAACCCACUACCAGCAACACCAAGCGGGAACUAAAGAAUUUGCAUGAUGCCUUGUCGUCUGAGCUAUCCCCGUUCAGGACGAGGUCACAUAGAGACGAACAGGGGACACCAAGCAAAAAAAGUAGGCGGCAAAUUCAAUUCCCUGAUGCUGAAACCAUGACGUCUAGUUCCAGUACUAGUUCUGGCUCCGGUGUUGGAUCAAGCGCUUCUUUAUAUUCAAGCACCAAGUCCAAAACUGAUUCAUCUUCGUUUUUAAGUUCCAACAGUGGAUCAUACACCUCAGGAGAAACAGGUAGCUCCACUACAGGGUAUACAUACUCCUCAACAGGGUCAUACACUACAUCAGGGGAAUCAGGAACGUCAGACUCCUCACAGGCAUCCGUCGACAAACAAAACCUACCGGGGACAAGUGGGACUAAAUAUCCAUCAAAAAUUAACAAAUUUCCCGUCAGCAAUACAAGGCUCUAAAUAUCC
Messenger RNA from Haliotis rubra (blacklip abalone), 1130 nucleotides. Its product is annotated as putative protein TPRXL. The record is from RefSeq and is a predicted model, not a curated record. The coding region runs from base 186 to 1124 and encodes 312 amino acids. Lineage: Eukaryota; Metazoa; Mollusca; Gastropoda; Lepetellida; Haliotidae. The transcript has 2 exons.